AUGUCCAACCCGUAUCCCAUCCGCAGUCCACUGAACAAGGGCGCAACGGGACAGGUUGACUACUCGUAUACCAACCCUCUGUCGAGCUCUGGCUCUGAUUAUCCAUGCAAGGGUUACGCAAAAGAUGAGUUCCACUCGGUAGCCGACUACAGCCCUGGCCAGUCGUAUCCCCUAGAACUGCAGGGGAGUGCCGUACACGGCGGAGGAUCGUGCCAGAUCUCUCUCUCUUAUGACAAGGGCGAGUCUUUCCGUGUCAUCCACUCGAUACUGGGAGGAUGUCCCAUUCCCAAACAGUACACAUUUACCAUCCCAAGCGAUGCACCGAGCGGUGAGGCCCUUCUGGCAUGGAGUUGGUUCAACAAGAUCGGCAAUCGCGAGAUGUACAUGAACUGUGCCCAGGUCACCAUCAAAGGCUCUGCCCGUCGUCGCCCAAAGCACCCUCGCCCUCACCAUUUUCAUGGAACUGAGGCCGCAUUUGAUAGCCUUCCUACGCUAUUCCGGGCCAACACUGGAGGUCCCGGCCAGUGCACUACCAUCGAAGGGGAGGAGGUGAAUUUCCCGAUGCCUGGAACGUCCGUGGAGGGUUCAUUAUCUGGAAAGGGCUAUAACUGCCAAGGCACUGCUCCAUUCCUGCGUGAGGGCCAUUUGAACGAUAUUGAUAUGUGGACUGGCAAUGCAUCAAGCGGAGUCGGCCAUGAUGUCUCGUCUAGCGCUGAGGUCUCGCCAUCGUCGAUUCGCGGCUCGCAUGUUGCCAUGAGCACAGCUGCUCGACCGUCCAGCAGCAAAAUCGCUUCCAGCAGCAAGGUUGCUUCGAGCAGUAGGGUAGCCUCUAGCUUCGGCACCCCAUCGCCAUCGAGAGCCUAUAAGGCACAAACACCAGCUUCCGACCUCGCCACUCCACGGCAGCAAGAUACCGUGGAACAAACCCCAAAUGUUCAAGCCUGCGAACAUGGCGCCAUUGUCUGCGCCUCCGACGGGAAGACCUGGUCGCUUUGUGAUAAUGGCCGGGUGGUGCAUAUGGGCGAAGUUGCUACCGGCACAGAGUGUCUUCAUGGCUUCAUGCAACGCGUCUACGGAACAGCCUAG
Aspergillus tanneri is the source of this 1086-nucleotide messenger RNA. RefSeq names its product putative extracellular protein. The transcript has a single exon. Bases 1 to 1086 code for a protein of 361 amino acids. NCBI's taxonomy places the organism in Eukaryota, Fungi, Ascomycota, Eurotiomycetes, Eurotiales, Aspergillaceae. The record is from RefSeq and is a predicted model, not a curated record.